AUGGUAUUUGACGGCCCUGGAGAAGAGCUAGCAGUCGUAGCCCUUUGGAUUAAGGUACACCCUGUAUACUUCUCUGGUUACUUUUCCUUAUUCCCUAGCAAUAACAAAUAUGUGAACAAAUCGCGACGCAGUUUUGCGUUUCUUUAGUUGAAUAAGUUAGCGUCAAAAUAAAAAUUAUUUCAAGGAGUCAAUUUUUUUGACAACAAAAUGCAAUUUAUAUGACCCUCCGAAAAAAAAAAUCAUAAUACUUCAUGGUUAAAAAUUAAAAUUGCUGUUUGUCAAUUUAUACAAGAAUACCUUUAUUGUGUCCUUAUAAAUUAACAAAAAAAAUGUAGUCUCUUUCUGCCAGUUCAUUCUCGUCUUCACUUGUGAUCUGCGUUAAAAUUUUCAAACACUGGCAGAAAGAGAGGUUUUCCCAAAAACAAUAAACGAGCGAAUCCUUCGACAAUGACAACAAAAUUACCUUGAAAAGCUUUUUUGCCUUUUGCAGUGUUUUGUUUACAAGGACAAACGGAGGAAAGACGGAAACGACUUCUAGACAGACAGUGUCCGGUUUCCAAAAUACUCCAGGGUUACAUUAAAGGGCUAAAACUUACAGUGCUCUUAGUUUUGACAGAAAAAACUUUUUCAACAUGGCGAAUUUGUUUUUAGUUCCUCGGAAAGCCUUUGUUAUGUGCUAUUGUUUUCGUGCGCCAAUAAAAACUUUCUUUUUUGACGCCUGUCAAAUGACUGUCAAAUCGUGCGUCCUGCACUUUUGUUUCCGGUCCCCCAAACACGAAGACUCCGUAUAAUAAACAUCUUAUCAGCCUCGUUUUUUCGGUCCGUACUGUAAAUUACGGAUCCUCGUUUUUUUCCAUCGAUUUAUGGCCCGCGCGCUCCGUGCUUGGGCCAUAAAUCGUUGAAAAAAAAACUCCGUUCGUAAUUUACAGUACGGACCGAAAACUCGGCUAAUAAGAGCUAUAUAUUUCAGCUUCCUUGGCUGCAUCUACGAAAAAUGUAGAAGUAGAAGGGCGAUAAAUAAAAGGUUGCAAAUCACAUAAAGUUCGGUCCAUUGAAUUAUUUACAGGCGCCCUCCAAAGGAAACAAAAUGUUUGGAAAGUUAGCAACUCUGACACAAUACAUCCUCGAAGUUAGUAGGUAUAUCAGAAUACUUAAAAAAGGUUAAAAACGAAGAACAUGUGAACAAAUCCUUACUUUCCCUUCUCGCUUUUAUUCUCUGUUUACUGGCAAUCGGCGACGCCCGCCUUCUUCUUCCUACACUUGCACAGUUUAUCAGCAGUCAUUUUAUCCUUUAAGUUCCAAUAUCCACGGACAAAUUAUCCAGACCGAUCUUCAUGCAUUUCCUUAAAGAAUAGGUCGAGAGAUUUGAAAAAAAGAUCAACGCACUUUCUGUUUGGCAAUCAUUUUAUUAAUUCACUACCCCAAAAAUUUAUUUUACACCAAAUUUACUCAGUGCAAAUAUGGUGCAUGAACAAAGUGCAAUUUACGGUUAAAUCAAGAGCAGAGGUGUUAAAUACCUCAUUUGCCCUCAAAUUUACAACCCAUGUCAAUUGGGAUGCAAAUGAGGUAUUUUUAUUACCAUCUUUGCCUUUGAUUCCCUCCUAGUUGGACUUUUUUGCGCUAUAUUUGCCGAGGGCAAAUCUGUGUAAAUCUAAUUUUUCCUUCAGUGAUUAUGACAUUUCCUCUUGUUUGUGCAUUAAUAUUACUUAAGUAAAAUUGAAGAUGAUGUUGGUUAGGCCCUGGGAUAUAAAGGGUUUAUCUGCUGAUGUCACUGCUCAGUAAGGGAGAAUGUCGUUGCUCUCGUUGCUCACAUGAUAUAAUUUAAUUUUAGUUUGGUAUAAUUUUAGUUAGAUCUUGUUAUUUUACCAUGUUAAAAAAUUACUAAAAUAUGCCAAUAAUUAAACCAUAGUAAAAAAGUGAACUAACAAAUGAAAAUUAUUGAGCUGCUUUUGGGAAACUUUAAAGAGCUCAAAUUUGCCAAAAACAUUUUUGAACAAGACUUGAGAACACGUCAGAUCUCUGCCUUGUUUGUAGAAAACGCGGCUGCGAGCGAUCAAGGUCUAUGGGAACGCACGUUAAGUGCUGGCGUAAAAGACUCUGGGAAAGGUCGGAGUUUUCUACUUCGCUUUCCCCAUGAUCCCUUGCGCGGAACUAAAAUCACUCCAAUCGAUCUCGAUUACGUAUCCCGGCGGUAGAGCGUGCCUGACGAGGUUCGAGGCAGCUUAAAUCUUUAACUCGCAGAACGAUGUGUGGCUCAGCUGCUUGAAAGUUAAACGUUUAAGGAAACCAUUUAAUGUCACCCUAUUUUACAGGUAAAACUCAAACUGUUGACAAGACCGAUGGAAUUUAUCUCAUGGAUCUGAUUGCCCAACAUUGUUCAAACGGUAAUGGCAAUGGUAAUGGCAACGGUAAUGGCAACGGUUAUGGCAAUGGUAAUGGCAAUGGUUAUGGCAAUGGUUAUGGCAACGGUAAUGGCAAUGGUUAUGGCAAUGGUAAUAGCAAUGGUCAUGGCAAUGGUAAUGGCAAUGGUGGUAAUGGCAACGGUAAUGGCAACGGUUAUGGCAAUGGUAAUGGCAACGGUAAUGGCAAUGGUUAUGGCAAUGGUAAUGGCAAUGGUUAUGGCAAUGGUAAUGGCAACGGUAAUGGCAAUGGUAAUGGCAACGGUAAUGGCAAUGGUCAUGGCAAUGGUAAUGGCAAUGGUGGUAAUGGCAAUGGUAAUGGUUAUGGCAAUGGUAAUGGCAAUGGUUAUGGCAAUGGUAAUGGCAACGGUUAUGGCAAUGGUCAUGGCAAUGGUAAUGGCAAUGGUGGUAAUGGCAAUGGUAAUGGCAACGGUUAUGGCAAUGGUAAUGGCAAUGGUUAAGGCAAUGGUAAUGACAACGGUAAUGGCAAUGGUAAUGGUAAUGGCAAUGGCGGCAAUGGCCACGGCGAUAAUAAGGAUCCCAAAAGUUUGACUUUAGAAUGUUACUACAGUUACGAGGGCUCCCUCACUACGCCUCCUUGCUUUGAAACAGUACAGUGGAUAGUUGUUAAAGACUACCUCCGUGCCUCUACCAACCAGGUAUGUAAUGCUCACUAAUAUAAAUAACUUAGUUUUACAACUGAGAGGAUAUGACACUCUACAAGUAUACUAGAGUGAUUAUACUUGAACCGUGUAAAAGGUAGUAGAAUGCUACGCACUAUUUUGCACUAAUUCUGUUGUCUUCUUUCGUUUACCUCUGGCUUUCUUGCAUUAUUCGUUAGUAUCCGUUUCACGGUUCAAGUAAAAUCACUUUAAGAUACGGAAUCUGAUUAAGACCGGUCAGGGUCACAAUAUAUAGCGAUGACCGCGGAGAUAAUUCUAGGCAUGUAUUGCGUUAACUACUAUGCAGACCAUUACAGGAUACAUUGAAAUUAUUGUCAAUGCACUACCAAAAACUGUGUUUAAAACAGUCUAUGAUGCAUCGUACGUCAAAUUUUCUUAUCACACCGGCGUCUUUACUUUUAAGUUGCAUAGCCAUAGGCAUCGAUAAUGUUAGUUCAAAUUGUGCUAGAAACAAUUAGCUUAAACCAGAUGAUGGGUCGUAAGUUUCCUUACUUGAUAUAUUUUACUUUUUUUUCGGUGUUUCAGCUUAACAAGUUCAGGAAACGUAAGGGUGAACAUGGUAGAAAUCCUCCUCUCACGUGCGACAACUACAGACCAAUCCAACCACUGAAUGACCGCACUGUUCACAAAUAA
Molecule: messenger RNA, 3715 nt
Organism: Porites lobata
Lineage: Eukaryota; Metazoa; Cnidaria; Anthozoa; Scleractinia; Poritidae
Source: the annotation of a GenBank genome assembly